AUGAUGCUCCAUAAUAAUUCCGGCCCAGAGGAUGAAGAAGAGCUCAUCUCCUACCUCCAGCGCCGUGGAAGCGCCACAUUGUCGGGCUCAUCCACGUGGAAGAUCCGAACCAACGAGUUGGCCCAACACGAGUUUCGAAGAGAACGUAGGGCCGCCGCCGCCGCCAUCGCCGCCCGGAAGCUCUCCUACGAGGAUCUUCUAUCAUCCGAAGACGGCAAUCAACAACAAUUUCCCGUUUGUCUCAACGCUCUGUCUUAUUCCUCUGCCUCCUCCUCCUCUUCUUCUGCUGCUUCGUCUUCUCCGUUAGGUCAAGAUUUUAAACAACAAAAGAGAAUGCAUGGGCCUGGGACGGAAUUAGAACAAUCGGCCCAAAGACAUAUGUAUGGGCCGGAAUUCUUGCCGUAUGCUCACUCUGGGCCUGUCGAAGCAGGGCUCCACAAAUAA
Molecule: messenger RNA, 444 nt
Organism: Momordica charantia (bitter melon)
Lineage: Eukaryota; Viridiplantae; Streptophyta; Magnoliopsida; Cucurbitales; Cucurbitaceae
Source: RefSeq, a predicted model, not a curated record